Alternaria atra is the source of this 1434-nucleotide messenger RNA. RefSeq lists its product as uncharacterized. Lineage: Eukaryota; Fungi; Ascomycota; Dothideomycetes; Pleosporales; Pleosporaceae. The coding region runs from base 1 to 1434 and encodes 477 amino acids. Gene Ontology annotation, molecular function: mRNA binding. The transcript is spliced from 5 exons. The record is from RefSeq and is a predicted model, not a curated record. Gene Ontology annotation, cellular component: nucleus; cytoplasm.
AUGUCGUACGAAACUGACAACUAUGAUCAGCGCGACCGCUCACCUCGUCGACGAUCUCGCUCACCGCGACGCUCCAGACGCUCCUACUCUCCCCGUAGCCGCUCGCGCAGCCGAGAGGACUAUCGUCGCACUGAACGCCGCUCGCGGUCCCCUAACAGUGGUGCGCAAGGUGCUGGAGGCUACCAAUCUUACGGUGCUGGCCGAGGAGCUUCAUCGCGACCCGUCGAGAACAAGGAAAUGAUGCAGAGUAUUAGGGAUUCUUCGCAACAAGACCGCCGUGUCUAUGUCGGCAACCUUUCCUACGAUGUCAAGUGGCACCACCUAAAGGACUUCAUGCGCCAAGCUGGAGAGGUCCUCUUCGCAGACGUCUUGCUGCUGCCGAACGGAAUGUCAAAGGGCUGUGGCAUCGUGGAAUAUGCCACUCGGGAGCAGGCGCAGAACGCUGUUGCAUCGCUCAGCAACCAAAACCUCAUGGGCCGACUCGUAUACGUUCGCGAAGACCGAGAGGCCGAGCCUCGAUUCAGCGCCCCCGGCGGCGGCGGACGCGGUGACUUUGGCGGCGGAAUGGGCCCACGCGGCGGCUACGGAGGUGGCUUUGGCGGUAACCCUGCUGCUGGAGGCGGUGCCGGACGACAGGUCUACGUCGCCAAUCUCCCCUACAAUGUAGGCUGGCAGGACCUCAAGGAUCUCUUCCGCCAGGCCGCUAACAACGGCCAAGUGCUUCGCGCUGACGUCCAUAUCGCACCUGACGGCCGCCCUAAGGGCUCUGGUAUUGUGGCUUUCGAGACACCUGAGGAUGCUCGUAAUGCCAUCACUCAGUUCAACGGCUACGAUUGGCAGGGCCGAAACCUAGAGGUUCGUGAGGAUCGCUUUGCUGGCGCUCCUGGUGGCUUCGGUGGUCGCGGCGGCUUCGGCGGACGCGGAGGAUUUGGCGGUGGCUUCGGCGGUCGUGGAGGAUUUGGUGGCCGUGGUGGCUUCGGCGGUGGCUUUGGAGGCCGUGGAGGCUACGGUGGUGGUGGUGGCUUUGGCGGCGGUGCUCCUGGUGGCCCUGCCUUCGACCCCAACGCUGCUCCACCCGCGCCGAACCCAUUCACAGACUACGCUACUGCAGGCGGAGAGCCCAGCAACACCAUCUACGUCCGCAACCUACCCUGGUCGACUAGCAACGAAGAUCUUGUCGAGCUCUUCACGACCAUCGGCAAGGUCGAACGUGCUGAGAUCCAGUAUGAGCCCAAUGGUCGUUCUCGCGGAACCGGUGUCGUCGAGUUUGCACAGGCUGCAGAUGCCGAGACCUCUAUUGCCAAGUUCACUGGUUACCAGUACGGUGGCAGGCCCCUUGGCUUGGCCUAUGUCAAGUACACCAAUGUGGGCAACAGCGAUGCCAUGGAGGGUACCGAGCACACUGGUGGAUUGACCCAGGAUCAGAUCAUGUAA